AUGAAUCACACCGACAGCCAGAUGGUGUCUCUUAUUCGCUCCUUGAUCUGCACGGCGGCCUUCAGCUUAGGUCUUGCCUUCGCAGCUCCAAUGGAACAUGGGGAUGGCAACCGGGACUGGAGCCACUACUUCCAAGGAGGCCUUUCAGAUGCAAUGUUUGACUGGCCAGCAGAAAGCAGCACAAGCGAUAUGGGAGAUUUCUGGACGAGUGAUGCCCCUGCUUCUAGCUUUGUGUCCCCGCACCAAGAGUCUUUCGACCGGGCACCUGCCUUGCCCUUGCCAAUGGACCAAAGCAAAGCAGAUCCUUAUCAUUCACGGGGGCAUACUCCGGCUGAUGUGGGGCCAAUCGAAACAACAGCGGAUAAUCCGUCUCCGCAGGAACAGGCUACGACAACGAUGGCCCCUGAGAGCGAUGACUCAAGAUCCAUGGAGAUAAAGCGUCCUUUGCCGAUGCCAGAAACCGAGGGCUCGCGGUUCAAGAAACGGGAGCGAGACGAGCUUCGCGCUUUCAAAACGAGAACUGAAACGCUGCGCUCCAAAGUGGAUUCGCCCAUGCCCGCAGUCUUCUCGGAGCUCAAACGUUUUCGCCCUCUAAUCCAGGACGGCAUAGGCGGCAAGAUAGUGUUCAAAGAGCACGAGGACGUCCAUGCACACAUCAAUUCCUUCUUCGCCAACAAAGUUAAUUGGGUAGGCCUCGACAAGAUCCCGAUCAUGCUACCCUCUAAUUGGAGAGCACGAAGUCCUAUCAAGCACACAAGCUUUCGACUCCCUCCAGCUAUCACUGCGGCCAUACGAGGGGAACGCCUCGAAGUCUAUGUGACUGAGCACAACUUGGUAAGAACUUCGAAAUUUCAGAAUCUGAAGAACAGUCCUCUUCAAGACAAGGUUCAUCUUAUGUUUUGGGGGCUGCGGAAGGAUUUGAAAGAUGUAGAUGCCGUCACCUUUCUCGGUUCCGGCUAUAUCAACAAGGAGGACAACGGGGCUGUGACCGAGAGCCUCCGUCGCGCGCUUGAGGCGGCAAAAAUGCGUAUCUAG
Messenger RNA from Pseudozyma hubeiensis SY62, 1035 nucleotides. RefSeq lists its product as hypothetical. Lineage: Eukaryota; Fungi; Basidiomycota; Ustilaginomycetes; Ustilaginales; Ustilaginaceae. The transcript has a single exon. The coding region runs from base 1 to 1035 and encodes 344 amino acids. The record is from RefSeq and is a predicted model, not a curated record.